Penicillium maclennaniae is the source of this 822-nucleotide messenger RNA. RefSeq names its product GIY-YIG nuclease family protein. Lineage: Eukaryota; Fungi; Ascomycota; Eurotiomycetes; Eurotiales; Aspergillaceae. Bases 1 to 822 code for a protein of 273 amino acids. The record is from RefSeq and is a predicted model, not a curated record. The transcript has a single exon.
AUGAUCCUCUCAGUGCUUUCUAAAAAGUUUCGUGAGCCCGGUGACAAGGCCCUACUGUCCAACAUUCUCGAUGAUCUCGCGAACACUACUCUUUGCCUUGACCACAUGGGCUCUGCCAAAGAGGCCCGCGAUCAGUGGUACACGGAGUUGAACGGCGGUGGUGUUCUGUCUAAAAUGAAAGCAACCUAUGGCAACUUUCUUGACGGGAAUUUUUCUGAUGAGGAAGAAGAUUCUGAUGAUGUGGAUGUUAAUGAGAAGGGAACGCCUGUUCUUCACGUUCAAUCAUCAUCAAUCAAAUGGGUGCUCUGUAAGCCGGGCAUACACGAGUCGGCAGUCGCCGAGAACGUCACUCAGCUAUUGGAGAGCAAGCUUGAAGGCUUGAAUUCUCGAUGUGGGUGGAUAUACAUUUUCUCCACCGACGCCGAGGGGAUGUUCAAGAUUGGCUUUUCCACGCGUCCUCCCAGUCUGCAUCGGUUUGCAGCUCAUACCGCCUGCUAUAAGCAUUUCAAAGAGAUCAUGACUGCCUUGAUACCUUAUGCUCGUCUGGUGGAGCAGCUAGUCUUGACCGAGCUUGCAAGUAAGCGUUGCAGGCUGGCAGAGAAAUGUAAAUGCCGGAACAUUCACAGAGAGUGGCUUAUGAUCGAUCAGCACACUCUUCUGCGGACUGUUGAGAAAUGGAUUCAGUUCAUUGAGACUUACCCGUACAGUGCCAAUGGAGUCUUGAAGAAAGGCUUGGUGCUACCUUCUCCUGCUUUGACGCGUAAGCGGCCCCAGAAGUCGAGAUCGUCAACUCCCAAAAAAGGACGAGGACUCGACUCCUAA